This is a messenger RNA of Penaeus chinensis, 3313 nucleotides long. Its product is annotated as myotubularin-related protein 10-B-like. Lineage: Eukaryota; Metazoa; Arthropoda; Malacostraca; Decapoda; Penaeidae. The record is from RefSeq and is a predicted model, not a curated record.
UUUAGCACAAGAUUGGGAGAAGGAACUGCAGAGAACAAGAUGUCCCAACUGGAGGGUGUCAAAGCAUAAUGAAUUCUUUAACCUCUGCUCAUCGCUGCCUACAGUUGUGGUGGUGCCCAGAGACCUGCUCGAUGCACAGCUUGAGCAGGCUGCCCAGCACUUCCAGGGGACGCGGCCGCCAGUGUGGUGCUGGGGAGCUUUGGGGGGAGCUGCCUUGGUCCGCAUGGCCCAGAUUUCGCCCAACAUCAGUGACAAGAUCUCCGUAACAAAGUCUAUGGGAACCUUGCAGAGAAGAAAGCUUGAGGAGGAAUCCCAGCAGCAAGAGAACCGCAUGAUGGGCCUCGUCCACCGCUGUCACCCAAAGAAGCUCCAGCCCACGAUCAUUGACCUAGACCAAAAACUCCCAUCCCUCAAAGACCUUCAGAUAUCGUAUAUAAAGUUGCGAGAGCUACACACCCCAGAUGAUCCUACACAAUUUUGGGAGCAGGACCGCCACUAUUUCAGCCGCUGGGAGUCCUCACGGUGGCUCUCCUAUGUAAGCAAGUGCCUAGAAGUGGCCCAGAAUGCUGCCUCUGCAAUUGCACACCACAACAGCUCUGUCAUUCUGCAAGAGAGCGAAGGUCGGGAUAUGAGUGCUGUCAUCUCAAGCCUGGUACAGCUGUUGUUAGAUCCUCAGGUGCGCACUUUGAGGGGUUUCCACAGCCUAAUACAGAAGGAAUGGGUUACUUUGGGGCAUUCCUUUUGCUUGCGCCUCGGACAUACAAGAAAUCAGCCGGAAGAACAGAGUCCAGUGUGGUUGUUAUUCCUUGACUGUGUUCAUCAGUUGAGCCUGCAGCAUCAUGCCGCCCUUGAGUUUACAUCAGAGUACUUGCUGGCGUUGUGGCAUGCCUCCCACUGCUCACUACACUCAAGUUUCAUGUUCAACUCAGUCAAUGCCAAGUACUCAGCCACAGCUGUAUUACAACGUGAAAAUCCUCAGCAACCAGUGUACCUCAGACCUGUUUGGUCUUGGUGGGCGGAGGACCAUGACUGGCUGGGUGGCGAGCAGAACGGAUCCUCAGAAAGCGUAAAGGGGAGGAGAUCGGCAGCACGUGACCUCUUCCUUAACGUGCAUUACAUUCAGAAUUUAAUGGAGUCCCUGGCGGUGAGUGGGGCUCUAGGGCGUCUGAGAGACCCCGUUUCGAGUGCGCAUCACACGUGGCACCGCAUACAGUACUUGUUAGGAGAUAGUGGGCCCUUGCCAUACGACCCAAACGCUCCUGUGGGGCCUUUGCAAAUCGAUGCAAGCUUGAGAGUUGAUGUGGCCCUUAGUAGUCUAAAACCAUGGCAUGAAUGCUUCAGUGGAUGGAUAUCUGAGCCAUCCGUCACCAUAAAUGAAAUAGACUCGCUCUCCAGACAGUCCACCACAACUGUGCAGCACUGGGAGCAUGUGCGGCAAAUCUACUACACCAUCAAGAGCCACCUGUCAGAGACCCUAACUAACGGUGUUGCUGAAUAGACCAUUCUGUUGGAAUUUGAUUUUUUGCCAGUGAAUAUAUUGCUUUAUGAAAAUGUAAUUGAUAUAUUAUCAUAUAUAAUUUAAGAUAACUGAUGUAUAGUUUGUUAGAGCUUAGAGAUUAUCAUUAACAAUUUUUGCUGCAAAGUAUUAAUGGAAAGAUAUUUUACAGAAACUUUGAGAGAUUCCAUUAGAGCAGAAAACCUCUCUAUCUGUCCAUAAUGGCACAACAAGUGCUUCCUCAUUUUUAUAGACAAAGACAGCAAACGGAUAUCAGUUAAUGGGCACAUUAAGGAAUGUAUGUUAGUACGCUUCUGUUUUGGCUUGCAUUGCAUUGCUUGAAUAGCAUUGCCUGCAGUUGUUUAAGGAUAAAUGGAUCAUUUGAAUAUUUGGGGUUUAAUUAUGGUGUUAGGCUGUUUGAUCUCAUUUUUCAAAUGUGUAAAUAUUAAUUUAUGUUUAACAUUAUUAUCGAAAGCAGUAAGUAUAUUACUGUGAUUGUAUGUUAUCGUUAUUGCUUUUAUAGUCACAAAUAUGUAGUCAGUCAUAAGUUCCUCCUCCGAUUUGUGAUUUAAGCGACUCCUCGUUUUGAAGGUUCAGGUGAUAUGAUUUGUUGGAAGUUCAGUUGCAUGUUUGUCUUUAAUCUGUGUAGCCAUAUGAAGAGGAAAAAAAGUGCUGCAUAGUGUUUAAUUUCGUGUGGAAAAAUGUUUUGCCUUGCAGUACACAAAGCAGAUGGCAAGCUCAUGACCCAGGUCUCUUGAGCAAUGCCAGUUGAUAAUGAAGUCUUCCCUCUGUCACAGCCCAGUUACUUGUACAUUAUAGAGAAUGAUGGUCAGUAACAGCACGUCUUCUUCCUCCUAGCCAUAUAAGAAUGAUGUCUCCGUAUGUGCAAGAGAGACCAAGGGUUAUGUGUCACAUCAGUUUAUUUAUAGAAGAACGAAAAAGGAUAAGGUUAGAUUGGCAGGCUGUCGUCAAAGAAUCUAAGGUUUUGUAGGUGUGUAUCUGAUCACUUAGUUCUAUAUUAAAACAAAAUGUACUAUGUUGUUAUAAACACGCAAGAUCCAGCACAUGGACACAAUAGAGAGCCACACAUAUAUAUGAAAAAUGUUUAAUAUAGAUCACACACACACACACACACACACACACACACACACACACACACACACACACACACACACACACACACACACACACACACACACAAAAUUGUUUCCAGGGUUAUGGUAAGGAGAAAACACAAGCUGCUGUACAGUUACAUUGUUUUUCUUAUAGAAUAAGGGAUAUACCAGUGUCCAGUGGCAGAGGCAGUAAAUCCUAAGAAAUAGAUGAUUUGCACAGUCCACUUAACUUACAUAGUAUAUGUUGUUUUUUGUACAGAGGUUAGUCAUAAAGCGCUGAAGAUAUUUUAGUAGAUUUUUAUAUAUGUCCACAUGACACAGGAGUAUACGUCCAUGCAAAUCCACAUACGCUCAAGCACAUGCACACACACUCACAUGCAGGGAAACAGAGACACGUGCACUUACAGAUAUAUUCACGCCUUCAUAAAGUUUAUGUGUUUGUCAGUAGUGCAGUCACAUUCUCCAGACCUACUUAAAAAAAAAAAAAAAAAUGUUUUAUGCUUGCAGCAAUAAUACUCUGCUUUACUUCAAAAGCCUACUUAUCUUUCUGCAGGCAGUGCUGGACAGAAGGGAUAUGCAGUAAUUAGGUUAUACUUACACGCACGCACACGCACACGCACACGCACACGCACACGCACACGCACACGCACACACACACGCACAUGCACAUGCACAUGCACAUGCACAUGCACAGACACAGACA